This is a messenger RNA of Gossypium arboreum, 666 nucleotides long. RefSeq lists its product as uncharacterized. Bases 1 to 666 code for a protein of 221 amino acids. NCBI's taxonomy places the organism in Eukaryota, Viridiplantae, Streptophyta, Magnoliopsida, Malvales, Malvaceae. The transcript has a single exon. The record is from RefSeq and is a predicted model, not a curated record.
AUGGAGGUCACAGAGCGUAUUAUGGAUGAUCUAGAUUUCACUGCCAAGCAGAAGCUCAAGGGGGCUGUUUCAUUACUUCGAGAUGAAGCGUAUCAUUGGUGGCUGAUGGUUAGGAAUGGCACUCAGCCUAACAGUCUGACGUGGGAUUUGUUUAAGACGGCUUUCCAGAGCAAGUAUGUAGGAGCCAGCUAUAUCGACUCUAGGAGGCGUGAGUUCCUGAAUCUUACUCUGGGAGAUCGUUCAAUGGCUGAGUAUGAGGCUGAAUUUCUAAGACUGGGUCGUUAUGCUCGAGGCAUGGUGGCGACUGAGUAUGAACGCUGUGUUCGUUUUGAGGACGGCCUUAGGGAUAACUUGAGGGUCCUGAUAGCUCCACAGAGGGAGCACGAUUUUGCCAUGUUGGUGGAGAAGGCCAAGAUUGCGGAGGAGGUUAAGCGCGUUGAACGCCAGAAUCGUGAUAGAGAGAAGGCUAAGAGGGAUAUAGAGCCUUCGAAUACUGGAAUGAGGCCUAGGAAAAAUGCCAUAUCUGAUGGGCUCGUGAGAGUUGGGCCUACUGAUGCACCUGCUAGGGUGAUGAUUUGUCAGUUUUGUAAUAGACGCCAACCGGACGAGUGUUGGAGGUCUACUGGAGCUUGUCUUAGAUGUGGGUCUUCUGAGUAUCGUGUUUAA